AAAAUGAUCACAUUUAAAAAAGGAAAAGACAGAGGGAGAGCGACUGUGAAAGAGAGUUAGCGAGAGAGGGAGAGAGCAGUAAAUAGAGAGAGAGAGCACCAGCUGCUAUAAUCCUAUCACCAGAGCAGCUGAGUGAGGCAGUGUCAGCAUUGAUGAUGGUUGAUGAAACACUGCUGAUGCUGCGCCUGCUGUUGGUGUUGUCGUCGUCGCCGUUGUCCUGUGCUGGGAUGAAGAUGUGAGCAGCAGAAUCCAUCAGGAUGACAGGACCUUUCACCCUCUGCUGCCUUCUGCUCUCUGCUCACACUCUCAGUCCAACAGCUGGUUAUUUAACAGUCUCCACUGAACCUCUGCCUCCUGUUGUCAUUGGAGACACGGUUAAUCUCAAGUGCAACUUCCGGACAGAUGGAAAACUCAGAGAGAUUGUGUGGUUUCAGGUGAUUGAUGAAGGUAAUGAGAAGCAGAAGAUUUUCACCUACGAUGCCAUUUACAACAACACGCACGGGCACACAGAGGACAGCUACAGAGAAGAAGACAUGGUCUACCAGUCAACUGUGAGGGUUCCUGAGGUCCAGAUGGAAGAUGAUGGUCUGUAUGAGUGCCAUGUUGGGAUCUAUGACAGAAACUCCAAAGACAAAGUCUUUCUGGCCUCUGGCAGCAUCACUCUCACUGUCAUUGGUAUAAAAAGUGUGGACACCCCUGCUCCUUUCAGCCGCUACGAAGCCCAGAACUUCACUCUUGUUUGCAUAGUUAAAGGAGCCAAACCUGCUCCCAUGGUGUACUUUAAGAGGGAUGGUGAACUCAUUGAUGUGCAGCCGUCCUCUCAGUAUUUGUCCCCGGUUGAGGACCAAAGCAAAGCCCCAGUUAAAGACAAGAGCCGAGGCAGACGCCAGACCAGACACUGGACUUCCCAGGUUCUCACCACUCGGGACCUCGAUGACACCAAACUCCAAAAGACCGUGUCUCUGUUAGAAGAAGUGAAGCAGUCUCACCUGGGUCAGGAUGAACCUGGUGUUGUAGAACGGGCUGAGGAGCAGAGUUCAGAGCCCGGCCCAGAGCCCACCACUGAGACGAUCCCUGAGACGGUGGUGAGCCGGGAGUUUCCACGCUGGGUCCAGAGCAGCGACCCUCUCUACUACUUCCAGCUGCAGCAGCAGCCUUCUGGUGACGGGACCAUCGAGGUGAGAGCCAUGCUGACCUGGAGUCUCAACCCUCAGCUGGACAACGAGGCGCUGUUCAGCUGUGAGGUCAGCCAUCCAGCUCUGUCCAUGCCAAUGCAGGCUGAGGUCACUCUGGCCGCUCCACGAGGACCCAAACUCUCCAUGAGCCCCAGCAAGGCAAAGGUGGGAGACACAGUACAGAUCAUAGUCCAGGACUUUCAACUGGGACCUUCUGCUAGUGAGGUGUUCCCUGAGCCCAUGUUCACCUGGACCAUGGUGGGUGGACGGCUGCUGGACGGUAGAGAGGAGCAUCACGGCAGGAGGCUGGUCCUGGAGAGGGUUCCUGCAGAGCUCAACGGCUCCAUGUUCCGCUGCAUGUCCCAGAAUCCUCUUGGAUCUACAGACACUCACACACGCCUCAUUCUGUUUGAGAACCCAAGACUAAAGAAACAACUUGUCGCUACAGAUGUGGCGAUCAGUCGGUGUUCCCUCCCACCAACCUUCCUGCUACUGACGCUGCUGAACAUCAUCUGUGAGCUGUCAUGAUCCAUGACUCUGCUGCUGAUACUGAGCUUUACAGCUUUGAGGAAAUUUUCCCUUCG
Molecule: messenger RNA, 1759 nt
Organism: Cynoglossus semilaevis (tongue sole)
Lineage: Eukaryota; Metazoa; Chordata; Actinopteri; Pleuronectiformes; Cynoglossidae
Product: immunoglobulin superfamily member 21-like
Exons: 11
Coding region: 258-1703 (481 amino acids)
Biological process (GO): homophilic cell-cell adhesion; heterophilic cell-cell adhesion
Cellular component (GO): adherens junction
Source: RefSeq, a predicted model, not a curated record